AUGUCCAGCAUUACAUCGAAGACUUCCAAUCGGAAGGAUUCGUUUGAGCAAGCUUCCAAAGAAAUACCCUCUAAGUGGCAGGGUUUCAAAGAUUCAUUCAAGAGAGCAGAGUCCUCUUCGAGCCCAACAACGCAAAACCUCACAGAUGUAGAGAAGGCAAUUGAGCAGACCGCAAAAUCUCCUCUUAAGAAGAACCUUAAGAAGAGACAGUUGCAAAUGAUUGCGAUAGGUGGGGCCAUCGGAACAGGGUUAUUCAUUGGUUCAGGAACUGCAUUAAGAACAGGGGGACCUGCAGCUUUACUAAUAGGAUGGGGAAUAGUGGCAACUUUCUUGUAUUGUACAAUGCAAGCUAUGGCUGAAUUAGUUGCACUUUUCCCUGUGUCAGGUUCCUUUUCAACAUAUGCUACCAGAUUCAUUGAACCUUCUUGGGGAUUUGCAGUUGGUUGGAAUUAUGCUAUAUUCUGGGUUAUCGUUUUACCCUUGGAAUUGGUUGCAUGCUCGUUGACCAUUAAAUUUUGGGAAUCAAGUAUUAAUUCGGUUGCAUGGGUUGCAAUCUUUUACGUUUUCAUUAUGGUUCUCAAUUUAUGUGGUAAUAAGGGAUUCGGUGAAGCUGAAUUUAUCUUCUCCAUAAUUAAAGUUGUUGCCAUUAUCGGAUUCAAUAUAUUAGCUAUUGUCAUUAUUUGUGGUGGUAGUCCAAAGGGCGGUUACGUUGGCGCCAAAUACUGGCACGAUCCUGGUGCAUUCACUGCUGGAUUCAAGGGUGUGGUGACAGUGUUUAUUACUGCAACAUAUUCAUUUGCUGGGACCGAAUUAGUUGGAUUAACCGCCGCUGAAUCCGAAGGAAACCCUAGAAUUGUCUUACCAAAGGCCAUCAAACAAGUUUUUUACCGUAUCAUUAUAUUUUACAUGCUUACUCUUACAUUGGUCGGUUUCUUAGUUCCUUCAAACUCCACAGAGCUUAUUGGAUCAUCAUCAGACUCCCUGGCAUCUCCAUUCGUCAUUGCAAUCAGGAAUGGUGGAAUUCAAGCCUUACCAUCUAUAUUUAACGCAGUCGUAUUAAUCUCUCUUUUAUCAAUUGGUAACGCAUCUGUAUAUGGAUUUUCAAGAACUAUUGUUGCCUUGGGAGAACAAGGUUUGGCUCCUUCAAUUUUUGCAUACAUUGAUAGAGAAGGUAGACCAUUAGUUGGAUUUCUACUUUGUGCUAUUGUGGGGCUAUUAUCAUUUGUUGCUGCAUCUCCAGUGCAAAGUACUGUUUUAGCUUGGUUGUUGGCAUUGGCCGGUUUAUCCACCUUAUUUACCUGGUUUUCGAUCUGUGUUGCACAUGUAAGAUUUAGAAUGGCACUUAAGCAUCAAGGAAGAUCAACUGAGGAAUUACCUUACAUCGCCAAGACUGGAAUGUGGGGGUCAAUAUAUUCAGCUGUCAUGUUAGUUAUCGUUUUAUGCUUACAAUUUUGGGUUUCAUUAUACCCAAUUGGAGAGUCACCCAAUGCAUCAACCUUUUUCGAAAACUACAUUGGUGCUGUGGUCGUCUUGGUUUUCUAUGUCGGCCAUAAGCUUUAUACCAAAAACUUGAAGAUCAUAAUUCCGGUCAAUGAAUUGGAUAUUGAUUCUGGCCGUCGUGAUACAGAUCUUGAUAAAUUACAACAAGAAAUUCUAGAAGAAAAGGAAAAAUUAGCAGCACAACCAUGGUACAUUAGACUUAGAGCAUUCUUAUUUUAA
Messenger RNA from Dujonia railenensis, 1719 nucleotides. The record is from the annotation of a GenBank genome assembly. Lineage: Eukaryota; Fungi; Ascomycota; Pichiomycetes; Serinales; Debaryomycetaceae.